AUGAAACUAAUAUGGUUAAACACAGCAAAAAACGAGAACAAUGCUGAUUAUCGGAACACACGUGACGAGUUACGAAAAAUUAAUCAAGACCAGAAAACUUUCAUUGAUUUAAACGAAUGUAUCAAUUAUAUAAAAACCUUUGGUGAAACAAAAAUACUUUUAAUUAUUGAUGAAACUUUCCUUGACAACGUUUUACACCAGAUAGAUGCAUUCGAAACAGUUCUGUGUAUUUUCAUUGUUUAUACUGAUCAUCGCUACGAUGAACGUAUCCAUCGAAAAUAUGCCACAACUGUCGUCACUAUUCCAACUCAACAAGCGUCUUUAGUACAAUUGGUGAAACAUCGUACACGUCUUGAACUCGAGCAGCCAACAUUUUCAAUUUUCGAUGAAGAUCAAAAGUCGGCACAGGAUUUUAAGGCAGAAUUUCCUCGGUAUUUAUGGACUCGAAUAUUAAUCGAUGUACUAAGACCGUCUCCUAAUCGCAGAGAACAAGCGAUGAAGGAAAUGUUGGACAUCUGUAAACAACGCUACAAAACCAACGAAGCUGAUUUAAAAGAAAUUGAAACAUUUUGUACGACAUAUGAAAAGGACAAAAAUGCUGCUUAUUGGUAUACAAAAAAUAAUUUUGUUCACCGUAUUGUAAAUGCAGCUCUUCGAACCGGAAAUAUGGAUUAUCUAUAUUGUUUUCGUUUCUUCAUCAGUGACCUUUCUGAGCAAUUGAGGCAAGAACGAUUGACCAGUACCAACAAAAUAAUAUUAUACCGUGGACAGCGAAUCACCAAAUUUGAAAUUGAUUCACUUAAACAAAAUGUUCGUUCAUUUAUAGCUAUAAAUGGUUUUUUAUCGACUACUCGAGAACGUGAAAUCGCAAUCUUGUUUCUACGUCAAGGUCUGUCCGAAACAAGUCCUAUUCAAUCGGUACUAUUUGAAAUUACUGCUGAUUCAUCGCUUAAAUCUGUUAUAUUUGCUGAUAUUCAACAUUUGAACGAAUUAACAAAAGCUGAAUCAUAUAUAAAUCGAAUGCUACCAAUGACAACAGCAGAUACUUUGGAAAACGCUGCUUUUCUAGCUGAAAUGGGUUGUCUUCAUAUCCGCAGAUAUGAAUAUCAAAAAGCAAACGAAAUAUUCAAUCGUGUAUAUGCAACUCGAAAGCACUUGUUAGAUGAAAACCAUCCACUCAUUGCUCGAUCUUUAAACGAUUUAGCUGCAGUAUUUUUCUUCAUCUUUGACAUAAACAAAGCAAUCGAAUACAACAAAAAAGCUCUAUCAAUUGAUCGGCAAUUCUUUCUAACUGAACAUAUUUUAAUCGCUAAGGAUUUAAUUUAUUUGGGAAAGAAUUAUGAAGCAAAUGGGGAACCAGAUAAAGCGUUAAAUCAUUUUGAUAAAGCUCUAAAAAUACAAAUACGUCUGUUCGGUUCAACUACAGAACAUCACAAUAUUGCUACUGCAUUAUGGAGUAUUGGUUUAAUCUAUAAUAAAAAAUCUGAUUACAAGCGUGCACUCGAUAAUUUUAUGAAAGCGCUGCAAAUGUAUGAAAAUACACUACCUUGUGGCCACGAUCUCACAAUGAAGCUAUUUUUAGCAAUUGUUGAAAAUUAUGUUGUAAAUGAAAAUUUUCACAGUGCAUCCGAAUUCUGUGAAACAAAACUAGCACAAUAUCAUCCGAAUGUAGAGCCAAGCCAUCCAAGUAUCGCGAAAAUCCGCCAACUCAUGGGUUAUAUUGCAUUUAAGAGCAAUAAAUAUGAAGACGCAUUCAGAUUGUUCGAAGAAGCAUUGCAAUUAUUGAAAGAACACAAUCAACAUGAGAAUGAGUCGAUUCUGGACUGUUUAAAAUAUCUUGCUGAAACAGAAAAACACAGAGACAAUUACGCUGAGGCUCUUAUUUAUUUAGGUGAAGCAUACAAUAUACAAAAGAACAUAUAUUUACCUAAUCAACCUCAAAUUGCUGAAACACUUCGUCAGCAAACAGAAUUUAAAAGACAAUCUGAUAAAUUAUUAAAUAUUAAAAUAAAAUGA
This is a messenger RNA of Adineta steineri, 2016 nucleotides long. NCBI's taxonomy places the organism in Eukaryota, Metazoa, Rotifera, Eurotatoria, Adinetida, Adinetidae. The record is from the annotation of a GenBank genome assembly.